AUGACUGCAACAUAUUUUGAUUUUACUUUUUCCAAAUAUGCACCAACCCUAGGGGAACGGCUUCACCGAAAGGAGAUGGAUUUGUGGGUUUUCUGGUUCGAGUUGUACGAAACAAAACCCCCGGCGGCCGGCAUUUCCGAACGGCCCUUUCGCUAUUCAGAUUUAGAUAGAGAAAGAGGACGACUCACGUCUCAAAGCUUCAUUCAGGUGAUUGAACAAUGGGUGCCGGAGGGCGAAUGUCGAAAGUGUCGAAUGACAAAAAUACCCCCGAACGGGUCCCGUACCAAAAACCACCAUUCACAGUCGGCGAACUCAAGAAAGCAAUCCCGCCCCAUUGUUUCAACCGAUCCGUUAUCCGCUCGUUCUCAUACGUCGUCUACGACCUCACAAUCGCAUCCAUAUUCUACUACCUUGCGUCAAAUUACAUCCCUACCCUUCCCCACCCUCUAUCCUACGUGGCAUGGCCCGUGUACUGGGCCCUACAAGGGUGUGUCCUAA
Molecule: messenger RNA, 498 nt
Organism: Lactuca saligna
Lineage: Eukaryota; Viridiplantae; Streptophyta; Magnoliopsida; Asterales; Asteraceae
Source: the annotation of a GenBank genome assembly